AUGGAGGUGAAGCUGGAGGUGAUGGAAGUGAAGCUGGAGGUGAAGCAGGAGGUGAAGCAGGAGGUGAAGCAGGAGGUGAAGCAGGAGGUGAUGGAGGUGAAGCAGGAGGUGAAGCAGGAGGUGAUGGAGGUGAAGCAGGAGGUGAAGCAGGAGGUGAUGGAGGUGAAGCAGGAGGUGAAGCAGGAGGUGAUGGAGGUGAAGCAGGAGGUGAAGCAGGAGGUGAUGGAGGAGGUGAUGGAGGUGAAGCAGGAGGUGAUGGAGGUGAAGCUGGAGGUGAUGGAAGUGAAGCUGGAGGUGAAGCAGGAGGUGAAGCAGGAGGUGAAGCAGGAGGUGAAGCAGGAGGUGAUGGAGGUGAAGCAGGAGGUGAAGCAGGAGGUGAUGGAGGUGAAGCAGGAGGUGAAGCAGGAGGUGAUGGAGGUGAAGCAGGAGGUGAUGGAGGUGAAGCAGGAGGUGAAGCAGGAGGUGAAGCAGGAGGUGUGA
This is a messenger RNA of Knipowitschia caucasica, 480 nucleotides long. The record is from the annotation of a GenBank genome assembly. Lineage: Eukaryota; Metazoa; Chordata; Actinopteri; Gobiiformes; Gobiidae.